Messenger RNA from Acinonyx jubatus (cheetah), 1648 nucleotides. It is a transcript of the gene TIAL1, whose product is annotated as TIA1 cytotoxic granule associated RNA binding protein like 1. Gene Ontology annotation, cellular component: cytosol. Gene Ontology annotation, molecular function: mRNA binding; DNA binding. The transcript is spliced from 13 exons. The record is from RefSeq and is a predicted model, not a curated record. Bases 336 to 1397 code for a protein of 353 amino acids. NCBI's taxonomy places the organism in Eukaryota, Metazoa, Chordata, Mammalia, Carnivora, Felidae.
GGAGCGGGCUGGGGGGAGAGAGCCCGAGAGCAGGGUUUGGUGCCUUCUCCUCUGUCCCCAGCCGGUGCCCGGAGCCCCCCUCCCCUUCCUCCCCACCCCCUCCCCUCCCCAGCCCUGCCCUCCCCCUUGUCCCGGGAUCGCUCCGUCGCACCCACCAUGAUGGAAGACGACGGGCAGCCCCGGACUCUACACACACAAGCUAAGACAUAUGGUUCUAUCAUCAGAAAACAAUAUGGUGUUUAUAGCCUAGAUACGUAGGUAACCUCUCCAGAGAUGUGACAGAAGUCCUUAUACUUCAGUUAUUCAGUCAGAUUGGACCCUGUAAAAGCUGUAAAAUGAUAACAGAGCAACCCGAUAGCAGAAGGGUCAACUCUUCUGUUGGAUUUUCUGUUUUGCAGCAUACAAGCAAUGACCCAUAUUGCUUUGUGGAAUUUUAUGAACACAGAGAUGCAGCUGCUGCAUUAGCUGCUAUGAAUGGGAGAAAAAUUUUGGGAAAGGAGGUCAAAGUAAACUGGGCAACAACACCAAGUAGCCAGAAAAAAGAUACUUCCAAUCACUUCCACGUGUUUGUUGGGGAUUUGAGUCCAGAAAUUACAACAGAAGAUAUCAAAUCAGCAUUUGCCCCCUUUGGUAAAAUAUCGGAUGCCCGAGUAGUUAAAGACAUGGCAACUGGAAAAUCCAAAGGCUAUGGUUUUGUAUCUUUUUAUAACAAACUGGAUGCAGAAAAUGCAAUUGUGCAUAUGGGAGGUCAGUGGUUGGGUGGUCGUCAGAUCAGAACCAACUGGGCCACACGUAAACCACCUGCACCUAAAAGUACACAAGAAAAUAACACUAAGCAGUUGAGAUUUGAAGAUGUAGUAAACCAGUCAAGUCCAAAAAAUUGUACUGUGUACUGUGGGGGAAUUGCCUCUGGGUUAACAGAUCAGCUUAUGAGACAGACUUUUUCGCCAUUUGGACAAAUUAUGGAAAUAAGAGUUUUUCCAGAGAAAGGCUAUUCGUUUGUCAGAUUUUCAACCCACGAAAGUGCGGCCCACGCCAUUGUUUCGGUGAAUGGCACUACUAUUGAAGGACAUGUUGUUAAAUGCUAUUGGGGUAAAGAAUCUCCUGAUAUGACUAAAAACUUCCAACAGGUCGACUAUAGCCAGUGGGGCCAGUGGAGCCAGGUUUAUGGAAACCCACAGCAGUACGGACAGUAUAUGGCAAAUGGGUGGCAAGUCCCGCCUUACGGAGUAUACGGGCAACCAUGGAACCAGCAAGGAUUCGGAGUAGAUCAAUCACCUUCUGCUGCUUGGAUGGGUGGAUUUGGUGCUCAGCCUCCCCAAGGACAAGCUCCUCCCCCUGUAAUACCUCCUCCUAACCAAGCUGGAUAUGGUAUGGCAAGUUACCAAACACAGUGAGCUGGGACUCUAAACAAAAUUGUAAUUCAUGAUAGCUUCAGUUUCCUGUGACACUCUGAAGACAUGAAAGUAGACAUCGGAAAAUGAAAAUAUUUAUUUUAAAAAUUGAAAUGUUUGGAACCUUUAGCACAGCUUUGCUUUGGUGAAGGACACAUGUCUUCUAGUUCUGCCUUUUUAAGUUUUUGUUCAUGAUGGAUAUGAACAUGAUUUUUCUUUGUGUACAAAAACUAAAAUAAAGUCAAUAAAGACAA